AUGAGUUGGGUCGCAAGCCUCCUGCUCAACUUCCACAACUGGUGGAAUAACACGAACAGCAUCCGCACAUCCAUCCUCACACAAAAGAUAGCCAACCUCGAAUCCCACAACGCAGAUUUCAAACCGCUUCGAAUCGGCAUCCUCGGCGCUGCGGACAUCAAUUUCGUAGCCAUCAUCGACCCAGUCUCCACCCAUCCGUCGGCCAUCAUCACCGCCAUCGCCGCACGCGACAAGUCUCGAGCUCAAGCCCAAAUCGACGCAUUCAAGUCUCUUCUGCCCGGCGCCGUCAAAGCCCACGGCUCAUACGAUGCCGUGGUGUCGGACCCGGACAUCGACGCCGUCUACAUUCCGCUGCCCAACGGGUUGCAUCACAAAUGGGCGUUGGCCGCGCUGGAAAACGGCAAGCACGUCCUGAUCGAGAAACCCAUGACCUCCAACGCCCGUGAAGCCCGGGAAAUCCGCGACGCCGCGUCUCGUGCGGGCAAGGUCGCUCUCGAGGCGUUCCACUGGCGCUUCCACCCGGCCGCGCACACGGUCAAAGCCAUAGUCCUCGGCGGCGAGUAUGGCCCCGUUCGCUCGGUCAAUCCGGACAUGAUCCUCCCCGCCGGCGUGCUGGGACCGGACGACAUCCGCUUCCACUACUCGCUCGGAGGUGGCGCCUCGAUGGAUUUGACUUAUGUCUACUCGGCAGCGGCGUACUUUGCCGCGCGCGACAUUGCCGAGCCCAACAAUACCACGCAAUUCCAAGUCCUCGACGCAAAACCACGACUCAACAAGAAAGACAAACUGGUCGACGAUGCGAUGCGCGCGACACUCCUGUUCAAGGAACCAUCCGGCAGCAGCAGCAGCAGCAGCGGUGGGCUUGGGCUCGAGACCGAGACCGAGACCAAGACCACCAAGGCCGUCACCUCGGCAGACUUGUAUUUCCCAAAACUGUUCGGCCUGGUUCCCCGGCUGUGGGCCGGCGCCAAUGAUUUGACGAUCCACUGCGAGAAGGCGGAGAUUCUGUUCACCAACUUCGCGGGACCAUGGCUGAACCAUGCCAUCGUCGUCACGCCCGUCACCAGGGACAGCACUACGGGCAAAGUCACGAGCCGAGACAAGAAGAAGACCACCACGCACAAGUGCUACAAAGGAGGACCGGUGUGGGAACGCGAGAAGGACGAUGAUGGAAAAGUCGUGGGCGAGGACUGGUGGACGACCUAUAGGUACCAGCUCGAAGGGUUUGUGAGGAAGAUUCGUGAGACCGAGACCGAGACCGAGACCGGAAGCCAAAGUGGGUACCGGUAUAAAGGGCCCUUUGUGAGUCUGGAUGAGAGCGUGAGGAUCAUGGAGAUCAUUGAUGCUGUCUAUGAAAAGGCCGGCUUGCCUAUUCGAGGACAGUAAGGGCGUUUAUAAAAAUGUGGCUUGCUGCCAGAUUUCUAACAGGUCGCACGGAAUGGAAUACCUUGGGAUAUCUCUCUGCUCGCAGCCUGCUCGGAAAUCACAUU
Molecule: messenger RNA, 1490 nt
Organism: Exophiala xenobiotica
Lineage: Eukaryota; Fungi; Ascomycota; Eurotiomycetes; Chaetothyriales; Herpotrichiellaceae
Exons: 3
Coding region: 1-1386 (461 amino acids)
Molecular function (GO): nucleotide binding
Source: RefSeq, a predicted model, not a curated record